Bufo bufo (common toad) is the source of this 838-nucleotide messenger RNA. RefSeq names its product gamma-glutamylcyclotransferase (gene GGCT). The record is from RefSeq and is a predicted model, not a curated record. The coding region runs from base 143 to 706 and encodes 187 amino acids. NCBI's taxonomy places the organism in Eukaryota, Metazoa, Chordata, Amphibia, Anura, Bufonidae. Gene Ontology annotation, molecular function: gamma-glutamylcyclotransferase activity. The transcript has 4 exons.
GGAUGGCAGGCGGCUCUUCCAGUACAUGGCGUCAUCCCCAGGCGCGCUCCAGGGCCUGCUGACCCCGUGAGUCACCGGGGGCGGCGCUGUGACUGCCGCUGACAGAUGGAACCUCCCGCAGAGCCGUACUGUCACCGGCGACAUGGAGCGGACGAGCACGGCAGGACUACAGCCCGGACUGGGCACCUUCUACUACUUCGCCUAUGGCAGUAACCUGCUGAGGGAGCGGAUUCUUCUGGACAACCCGUCUGCCUCCUUCCACUCGGUGGCCAUGCUGAAGGACUUCAAGCUUGCAUUUGGUAACCACAAAGGCAACCUGAACUCCCGAUGGCAUGGAGGAGCGGCUACAGUAGUUGAAAGUGAGGGUGACAAGGUUUGGGGAGUUGUAUGGAAAAUGGAUAUUUCCAACCUGGAUUCCCUGGACGUCCAAGAGGGAGUGGCUCGUGGCGUUUAUCAACCGAUAGAGAUCAAUGUUCAGACACCAAAUGGAGAGCUUGUCUGCCGGUGCUAUAAAAUGAAUAAAUGUAUUUAUGGACUGACAUCUCCUCAAUACAAGCAGGUCAUGUGUAUGGGAGCAAAGCAGAACAAUUUACCAUUGGAAUAUCAGAAAAUGUUGGAAGAACUAAAAACCAAUAACUAUUCUGGGCAUAUUGCAAUAAUGGACAAAUUAAAAGAAGCAAUGCAGAAAGUGCAAGAUGAUGGAUGAUUUCAGUGUGAAUUGCAGUAUCUGCCAUGUUUGAUUUUGAGUUAAUUUACAUCUUUUUUCUUAUGGACUUCAUUUGGCAGCUUACAUAUGUGAUUGAUCCUAGAAAUUUCAUAAAUUUAUAUUUCAAGUGGU